Talaromyces stipitatus ATCC 10500 is the source of this 1027-nucleotide messenger RNA. RefSeq lists its product as uncharacterized. Lineage: Eukaryota; Fungi; Ascomycota; Eurotiomycetes; Eurotiales; Trichocomaceae. The record is from RefSeq and is a predicted model, not a curated record. Bases 131 to 1027 code for a protein of 298 amino acids. The transcript has 2 exons.
ACAGCUGCUGAUUAAGCGGGUUCUCAUGGUCCGCAUGACGUCGUAUUAAUAGCCUAUCUAAAGGGAAUAUUCUUGCGAAUGGUCUCUACAUUGCUUUUAAUUUAUAAUAAUCAUCAAUUCAAAGUAAACAAUGACCAUGCAUCUCUCCGCACAUACCUGGAUGCGGCCCGAGCCCCUAGAAAAGACGCUCAAACGGCUCAGCAGUCUAGCCUACACAAGCAUCGAACUCGAAGGCGAACCAUCCCUCUACCCCAUCGAAGAGACACGCAAUCUCCUAGCAAAAUACAAAAUUAAAUGCUGGGGCACCGUCACCAUAAUGCAGGGCAACCGCGACCUAACCGCCGCAGAUCCGCAACAACGACGUGACACUGUCCAAUACAUCAAAGACGUGAUAGCCCUCUCAUCAGCUCUAGGAGGUGAAAUCGUAACCAUCGUACCAGCUUUAGUCGGAAAAAUAGUUCCCAGCGCAAGUCCUGAACAAGAAUGGACCUGGGUUGUGGAAGGAUUACGCGAAAUAGCCUCUUUCGCAAGCACAAAUCACCCUCAUAUCCGUCUCGGACUUGAACCACUCAAUCGCUUCGAGACCUACUUUUUAAAUCGGGUUGAUCAAACACUCGCCCUAAUCGAAGCCAUUGGAUACGACGGUGUUUACGGCAUCGCAUUUGAUCCAUUCCAUCUCGCUCUCGAAGAGAAGGAUUUACUUUCUGCGAUCCGGAAAUGCGCUUCUCGAAUCACGGAUUUUCAUGUUGCGGAUCAUAAUCGACUUGCCGCUGGAGAUGGGAAUUUUGACUGGGAUGCAAUUAUUGUUGCGCUGAAAGAGAGUCGGUAUGAUGGUGCGUUGGCGGUUGAGUGUAUGCCACCGAUUGAUCGGUCGCCUGUUGGGGGUUAUGGGUUGAAGCAGAUGGAGGAGCUGGAUACUACCGCUGUGAAAGAAGGAAAGGAUGCGGAGGUGGCGCCGGAACGGGUGCAGUUUAUUAUUGAUCAUGGAUCUGCGUUGCUUUCGGAUGAGGUUGGGGUCAGCAAGUAG